AUGGCCACCACUAACGAUCUCCCCGGCAUCGAUGUCAACAGCUACGACUACAUUGUCGUGGGUGGUGGCACCGCCGGCUGUGUCAUUGCCGCUCGUCUUGCCCAGUAUUUGCCCAACAAGCGCACCCUCGUGAUCGAGGGCGGUCCUAGUGACUUUAUGGAUGACCGCGUCCUGAACUUGAAGGAGUGGCUCAACCUCCUCGGUGGCGAGCUGGACUACGACUAUCCCACCGUUGAGCAGCCCAUGGGCAAUAGCCACAUCCGACACUCCCGGGCCAAGGUCCUCGGUGGUUGCUCUAGCCACAACACUCUGAUCUCCUUCCGUCCCUUUGAGUACGAUUGCCGCAACUGGGUGAACAAGGGCUGCAAGGGCUGGGACUUUGAGACCUUCACCCGUAUCAUUGAUAACCUGCGCAACACCAUCCAGCCCGUGCACGCCCGCCACCGGAACCAGCUCUGCAAGGACUGGAUCUCCGCCUGCUCCAGUGCCAUGGAUAUCCCCGUCAUUGAGAACUUCAACGAUGACAUCCGUAAUAAGGGUGAGCUGACCGAGGGUGUCGGCUUCUUUAACGUCUCCUACAACCCUGAUGACGGCCGCCGGAGCAGUGCCAGUGUGGCUUAUAUCCACCCCAUUCUGCGCGGCGAUGAGAAGCGCCCCAACCUGACCAUCCUCACCAACGCCUGGGUCUCCAAGGUCAACGUCGAGGGCGACACCGUCACCGGUGUCAAUGUCACCCUUCAGUCCGGCGUUACUCACACCCUGCGCGCCAAGAAGGAGACCAUCCUUUGCGCCGGUGCCGUCGACACUCCCCGUCUCCUGAUGCUCUCCGGUCUCGGUCCCCGCGAGCAGCUAUCAUCCCUAAACAUCCCCGUCAUCAAGGAUCUCCCCGGAGUCGCGCCACAACGAUGGACUCGGACGCUGGUAUCUUCCUCCGCCGCGAAGCCCCCCGACGCCGCCGGUUUCGACGGCCGCGCCGCGGACAUAAUGAUGCACUGCUACCAAAUCCCCUUCACCCUCAACACAACCCGCCUAGGCUACGAAGAACCCAUCGACGCCUUCUGCAUGACCCCCAACAUCCCCCGCCCCCGCUCCCGCGGCCGUCUCUACCUAACCUCCUCCGACCCGAGCGUGAAACCCUCGCUUGAUUUCCGCUACUUCACCGAUCCCGAAGGCUACGACGCCGCCACCAUCGUCGAGGGACUCAAGGUCGCGCGUAAGGUCGCCCAGCAAGCCCCCUUCAAGGACUGGAUCAAGCGCGAAGUCGCUCCCGGCCCGAAGGUGACUUCCGACGAGGCUCUGUCUGAGUAUGGUCGUCGUGUUGCGCACACUGUGUACCACCCGGCGGGUACGACUAAGAUGGGAGAUGUGGCUCGGGACCCCCUGGCUGUUGUUGAUCCUAAGCUUAAGAUUCGCGGUCUUAAGGGUGUGCGUAUCGCUGAUGCGGGUGUCUUCCCUGAUAUGCCUUCGAUCAAUCCCAUGCUUACUGUUCUGACUAUCGGUGAGCGUGCUGCUGAGCUUAUCGCCGAGGAGGCUGGCUGGGCCCGCUCCCAGCCCCGUCUGUAG
This is a messenger RNA of Penicillium waksmanii, 1563 nucleotides long. RefSeq names its product GMC family oxidoreductase. Bases 1 to 1563 code for a protein of 520 amino acids. The transcript has 3 exons. The record is from RefSeq and is a predicted model, not a curated record. Gene Ontology annotation, molecular function: flavin adenine dinucleotide binding; oxidoreductase activity, acting on CH-OH group of donors. Lineage: Eukaryota; Fungi; Ascomycota; Eurotiomycetes; Eurotiales; Aspergillaceae.